GGGUGGUGCACCACACACUCAAAUCCAGCCCUCGUCACAAGGAAACAUGGGAUCCCAAGUUGAUGCAGCAGACGUCAAAAUCGAAUUUCAAAUCCAACCCACAUCACAAGGAAGCAUGGGAUCCCAAGUCGAUGCAGCAGAAAUCUACAUCGAAAGGCCCAGACCAAUGGCAUCAGAGGAUCCUGUUAACGAUCUGUUCGAGAAAGCUAUGAGAGGCGACUGGGAUUAUGUGGUGGAGCUGUUCGAGAAGAAACCGGAGAUGCAGAAUGCUUAUCUCACCCGAUCGAAUGACACAGCAUUGCAUAUUGCUGUUUCUGACAACAGAACUGAUGUUGUGGAGAAGCUUGUAGAGAUCGUGAAGAGAAAUCCUGAAACCAAGCUGGAGGAUAUGGUAGAUGGGGGAAGGACACGCCACUCCACCUAGCGGCGGCCCAAGGGAACAUCAGGAUGUGCCGUUGCAUGGCGCAGAACAAUCUGAAUCUGAUCAAAGCGCGGAACAAGGACGGAGAGACACCACUAUUCUUGGCCGUUCUCCAUGGCAAGGCCAGUGCCUUCCUAGAUCUACAUAGGGAGCUACGUAAGACUGGUGGGUCAGAUGCCGACGACAUCAUCCAUUGUAGAAGGAAUGAUGGGGACACCAUUCUUCAUGUGGCCAUAGGAGAGGAAUACUAUGAUUUAGCAUAUGACAUAAUUCAGAAGUACCCCGUUCUCGUUGAUAGAUAUAACACUAAUGGGCAAUCGGCUCUCCAUCUUCUAGCUACCCAUCCUUCAUCCUUCAAAAGUGGAAGCAACUUGAUAGCAAUAGAAAAACUCAUUUAUAAAUGUAUGAUUGUUUACCCGCUGAAAUUGGAAACUACUACAUUCAAGGAUGAAAUUUUUAAACCUCUUUUCAAAGCACCAGGAAAUUACCAAACCAUCACUGACUUCUUUAAGCUAUUGUGGAAUAUAAUUGGGAUUUUUGUUGCCUUAAUGCCACAGGUGAAUAUCAACAAAGCGAAGGGAGCAAACACGCCUGAUGCGAGUAGUACAUGUGCAGCCAAGAUUGUUUCCAAUGUUCCAAACCAGUAUAAUUUCAUACCUUUGCUUACUGGGUCUAACUUUAAGAAAAUGAAGCACUAUUUAGGAAAUCGAUUUUCGGGUCCUGCAGAAGAUUGCACACAAUUUAAAGAAUGA
Messenger RNA from Magnolia sinica, 1173 nucleotides. RefSeq lists its product as uncharacterized. Bases 448 to 1173 code for a protein of 241 amino acids. Lineage: Eukaryota; Viridiplantae; Streptophyta; Magnoliopsida; Magnoliales; Magnoliaceae. The record is from RefSeq and is a predicted model, not a curated record. The transcript has 5 exons.